Molecule: messenger RNA, 1665 nt
Organism: Melampsora larici-populina 98AG31
Lineage: Eukaryota; Fungi; Basidiomycota; Pucciniomycetes; Pucciniales; Melampsoraceae
Exons: 7
Coding region: 103-1329 (408 amino acids)
Biological process (GO): vacuolar protein processing; protein phosphorylation; regulation of vacuole fusion, non-autophagic
Cellular component (GO): Golgi apparatus; cytoplasm
Molecular function (GO): ATP binding; protein serine/threonine kinase activity
Source: RefSeq, a predicted model, not a curated record
GACAACUUCCUCAGCAACCAAGAACUACCAAGAGGGAAACAACCAUCACAUUGAAGUCAUCCAGAUCAUCAUUCAAAUCAAUCGCAAAGAAACUCAACUUCAAUGGUUCAGCUUUCGAUCGAAACUCUUUCUCAUGUCAUUCAAGAUUCAAUUUCAACUUUAAAAGGUUGUUUCUGUCAACCAGAUGCGACCCUAAAGCUCAAUGGACGUACAUUCAAAAUCAUCAAAUUACUUGGAGAAGGAGGGUUCUCCUAUGUUUAUCUUGCUGAAGAUUUAUCUUCUAGAAGAUUAUUUGCUUUGAAAAAAAUUAGAUGCACACUUGGAAGUGAUAGUGUUAAAGAAGCAUUAAAAGAAGUUGAAGCUUAUAGACGGUUUCGACAUGCGAAUAUCAUCAGGUGUCUGGACUCUUGUGUGAUACAGGAUAAAGAUGGAGACGGGAAAAUAGUGUAUUUAUUCUUACCAUAUUACUCUCGAGGGAAUUUACAAGAUUUGGUCACUACUCACUCUGAUAAUUCAACAACAAUACCCGAACGCGACAUUUUAGGUUAUUUUAUUGGUACUCUGAAAGCAGUCAGAGCAAUGCAUCGAUAUACACCUAACAAGAAACCCACAACAAAUCACACCACAGAAACAACCUCUGAUUCAUCUUCUUAUCCUCCUAGUGGAUCGCCCAAGAACUUAGGGAACGUAGUAUCUUCACCUUCGAUAGUUAUCAGUCCUUCAACUAGUUCAUCCCCUAUUCAUGAUGACGAAGAUGAUGACGAAGAAGAACAAAUGGGGAAAACAGAAGAAGAACAACAGGAAGCUCCCUUGAUGGGGAAUCUUUCGUCUCAUGCGAAUGUGGUCGAACCAUGGGCUCAUCGUGAUUUGAAACCGGCUAAUGUGAUGAUCAGUGAUGAAGGUCAACCUAUCUUGAUGGACUUUGGAUCUGCUGUGAAAGCUAGAGUUGAGAUCCCUAAUCGAUCAGUUGCUCUACAACAGCAAGAUUUGGCAGCUGAACACUCCUCAAUGCCUUAUCGAGCCCCUGAGUUGUUUGAUGUCAAAACAGGUGAACCAUUAACUGAAGCUGUAGAUAUUUGGUCAUUAGGUUGUGUUCUAUACUGUUUAGCAUAUGGACAUUCACCGUUUGAAACAAAUGAUACGAUUGAACAAGGUGGUAGUAUGGCUUUAGCUGUGAUGAAUGGUUCAUGGAAGUUUCCUUCGAAGGAUCAAACAGGUUAUAGUGACGGAUUGAAAACUUUGAUCAAAGAAAUGUUGGUUUUGGAUCCUAAACUUAGACCGACGGUUGAUCAAGUCUUGAAGAAAUCUCAAAGUUUACUUCAAGAUUAAUCGUCUUGAUAAAACAUAUUUUUUUCUUUCAAAAAGAUGAUAUUGUGUGUCAUUUAAAAGAUCAUCGCACUAUUCUUGUGAAACAAAUUAAAGACUUGUGGGUUUAUGUUGAUCAUGAUAUCUUUUAUGUGAUUAUAGAUCAGAUGCAGAUGAUAUCCCCGAAUUUUUAUCAGGAAAUCGUUUCUGUUUUGUAUUUCACUGAAAAAGAAACUCACGUUUUUUAUAUUUUAGUUGUAUUUAUACUAUCUACUUACUCUAUCAACUUUUCUGGGGCUUUAUUCGUGAUACUCAGUAAGAGGACAAUCGAAGCUUAACGUUGAACACCAUUGGGUGAUC